GACACAGGGAGAGGAUGCCCUCUUCGGGCAUAUUAUUCCCGUGAUAAGGUUCGUUCCAUGAUCAUUAAUGUUGCUGCAUGAUCAUUAAUGUUGCAUGAUCAUUAAUGUUGCUCUCUUUACAUACAUUAAUGUUGCUUAGAGGCAGGUGACAAGGUGGUUUGUCAAGAAUCAGGGCUCAUAAUGAUGGCGACCCUUGAGGACAAAGCAUGCAAUUUUUACUCCUCGUGCCAGUGGCUUGAGCGUCUCUUUCCGUCAAAUGGUUGAUUUCCCUUUCGUAACAUGAAAUGGAGCAGGCUUCAAAAUGACGACGUCCCACAGGGUUAUCUGAGCACGAAGCAACCUGAGGUCUCGUACGGGCGCUACCUCAAAGCUAAAUGACGCUUGCUUUUGAGCUGACGCGUUUGGGCCACUUCCGUGGCCCCGCCAGAAACGGUGACGAGGCUAGGGAUGGUUCAGAAUAUUCCAUAGCGGAGCAUCGGAGCGUCUGCGAUGGCUUAAGGAAAGCAGGAGUGAAAUUCUGUCCCCUUCCACGGUGGAUUGUAUCUCUACACGAUGAGCACGAAAAACGAUUGAGAGGGGCUGCCGCCCGGAAGCUUCAAGCCACAGAGAUCGGAUACGAGCUGUACCACAAGAAUCUGAACGAUUUUCAACGUCGUGGCGUUGAUUUCAUCGUUAGUCGGGAGUUUCGUUGUUUGCUAGCAGAUGAUAUGGGCACUGGCAAAACGGUGCAGGCGCUCUGCGCCGCGUGCUAUUUUCGUCACCAGUGGCCCGUUCUGGUGCUGUGUCCGAAAAACGCGCUCGCUGUUUGGGAAGGGGAACUUGACAAGUGGCUCGGAAACAAAGUAAACAAGCAAAAGAUCGACAAGGGAAGUGAUAACGUAUCCCGCGUUGACUUCGUUAUAAUGACGCACGACCUCGCAAAACAGGAGAAGCUACAAAAGCAAGGCAACGGCGAACCGUUUAAAAUGGUGAUCGUCGACGAGGCUCAUAAGGCCAAGAACGAUCAGGCUCAGCGGUCUCAGGUAACAGGAUUUUUCUUUUACACUGCAGCUGCACGUGUGUGAAACGCAGUUGCCAGUCUCUAUAUGUGAGUCAGAUUUGCCUGUAAAGUCACUGUACCCAAUCUUGACAGUUGUUUUGUGAGCAAGAUUGCGCGAGAAAAUGAAAAACGUGGAGCAGCGGUUUGCAUUAGAUACUUAGCAUCAGCUCAUCACGAUGAAGAACGUUGACAACAUAUACAGAACAGUUUAUAACACGAAUGGCGGUUGGCACGGUUGGCACGAAUGACGCGGUUGGAACAACCCAACGAAGCCAAAAAGUGCCACGAAUGGCGCGGUUGGCGUUGGCACAAGCGGACAGGGAUGGGGAUUCGAAGGGCUGCAAUUCUACGGAAAGCCCCCCUGCCAUUUUCAAAAUGGUAAGGGAGCUAGCCAGAAACGAAGCCGGCUCGGCUGCUCUCUAAAGAGUGCGGGCCCUACCCUAGUGCGGCUGACCGUCGGAGGGCUGGCUUCUUUCUUGGAACUACCGCGCGGGCCACGCAAAUUCUGGUGGACUUGCAUGACCCCCGCGGAAUUCCACGAGAGGAAUGCUGCGACGAGGCGGGUGAUUUAGCAUGCGGCCGCCGCCCUAGGGUGCUCAGCUGAUCCACCGCGCCGCCGCCGUGGGAGAGCGGCGACGGAGGUGGGCCGUGUGAAGCGCAACGCCGUGGAGGGUGUGGCAGAUUGGUCGCAGGGCGCCCGAGUGGGAUUCCCAAAGUAUGUGCGCAGCGUUCGGAGAGAGCGACAACGCCGCGGGGGAGGUACCGCUUGAAAACGCAGGGCGCCCCGCUCUCAAAGGUCUGAAAGGUCAACGAAUGGCGGAGCGCAUUGAAGCCCCGGAUUGGAUGCCUGCCAUUCGUUCCAACCGUUCCAUUCGUGCCAUGCCAGCCGGCCCCCGAAAACCUUAGAAACUGUUCUGACAUAAGAGCAACAACAACACAUCGCCACUUCCACUGAGUUACAAUAGCACUGCGUUGAUUUAUAAAUAUCUGCUUCUCGAAGAUGCUAGCAGAAGCCCCUGCUCUUGUCUUCGAUUCGAGAAGUGCACUCGUGUCGUGUUAUUUUUGUCAGGUGUUGCGAGACUUGUCGAACAAAGCGACAGCUGGUGCGCUGUGGCUGAGUGGGACGCCGAUGGAAAACACCUCGGCGGAAGCUCGAGCAGCGCUGAAAAAUAGUUUUCCAAAGAUGAGCGAUGCCGAUUUCAAAAUGCGCUAUGUCGGGAGCAAUAAUACAUCCAUCCGCUGUGAGGAGCUCAAUGCCCUAUUGGAUUACUUCACGAUCCGAAGAACCAAGGAAGAAGUAAUGGGGGAUCGUUUGCCACCCAAAAAUCGGCGCAUGAUACCCUGCUUCUUGGAUGCCGAAACUAUUCGAAGUAACGGCUUGGAAAUUUCGGAUGCAGAGGCUGCAGAUAUCGAUCGGUCGAUCGAGCUGACCAAGCAGCUCCCGGAAAACAGUAAUGUCAUGGCACGGUAUAAAAAGACCGCAGUGGCAAAAAUUCCCUUCGCACAGUCGAAGGUUAUGGAGCUAUGCAAGAGUAAGGAUCCGCGACACGCGAAGAUGCUCCUUUUUCAUCAUCAUGAGUUAGUGGGAGAUGGACUCGUGGAGGCUUUGCAGGAUAGCGGCGUCGGCUUCGUGCGUAUCAAUGGUAAGACGUCAAGCAGAGAGCGCGAAAAGUGCGUGCAAGGCUUCCAGGAGAGACUUGCAAUUCGGGCCGCGGUUCUGUCGAUCACUGCCUGCGGCGAGGCCUUGACUAUGAUCGCGGCGCAUUACGCGCUCUUCGCAGAAUUCUACUGGAAGCCGAGUUCUCUCCGACAGGCAGAAGACCGCAUGCAUCGGAUUGGACAAACCAAACCAGUUACCAUCGACUACUUAUGCGCGAUUGGAACCCUAGACGAACGAAUAUUUGGACUAUUGAACAACAAGGAGGCUGUUAUCUCAACUGUGCUGGACGGGGCAAGAAGACUAUUCUCCAAUCAGCAGUGGUCAGCAGGGCCAAAUGUCGGUCAUGCUGCACCGACACGGCCUCAGACCGCAUCUACACCUGUUCGUAGGCAGCCGGCCGGAGAUGAGACUGCAUCAAGGGGCGUCUCGCCGAUGACAUUUGAGGUCCAGCCGGCAAAGCCCUCGCUCGUAGCUCCGCCAAAUGUAGCUGCCGAUGCGCCCUUCGUCAUGCCUGAUAAUGGAACAGAUCCCCCUGCCUGCACCUGCAGCGCCACUCCCCCAUCACUUCUAAACAGCGUGACAUCACCUGCGCACCACCUCCUGGGCGGCACUCCCCUGCAAGGUGAUAUCGCACCUGUUGCCGAUACCGGAGGCGCUUCUGACAAACGUGAAAGCGUUAUACCACCAAUUGCACACGUCCCGAGCCACCAGACGCCCACAUCUGCAGAAGCGCCAGCGUUCCCGCCAUGCGCAGAAAUCUUUGGAGAUUUUGAAGCAGAGUCAGAUCGUAGCACAGUUAUUGCAGCUGAAGAUGUUGGUAGCCAUGUGGGCGGGGCGUUUCCGCGAGAUCGCAUGCAGGACCCGAGCGGCGCUCUUAAUGGUGGAAACGAUAUUAUUAUUAGUGAAGCGCCGGCAAACCCGCACGCGAUCGCGAGCCAACGCGAAAGUAUAGGUGUUUCCCCCUUCGGCUGGGACGACUCUCUACCAGGCGCCGCUAGUGGAGGAGCGACAGAGCCAUCUGCGAGUGUCGUGCCUCAUUCGCAGAAAUCAGAAGCGGCGCCACAAAGCAACGAUGCAGACGUUGCACAGGCUUUGCGCUCUGACAACGUGGCACCAUCUUCGUCGCAUCCACAAGGACUUCUUGGCACGAUUUCACCGGCAGUAGUUUCGCAAGGAAAAUUGGUUUUUCCGGCAGCGGCAGAAGCUCGCGGGGCUCCGCGACCCGAAUCAAAAUCUUGGGCGAUGUGCCCAUUUAGAGCUGUUCGGAAUGCGGCGCACAGAAUCAUAGAAUGGUACGAGGGUACGGGACCUUCCGUUUCUGCUACUGAAGUGCCCGACGGUGCAUUCAAAGGCGAGCUGAUUUCUUCAGGCGGAGAAGUGCAGCACCAAGGCUCCCCGCGAUUUUUUCACAACUUAGUCGACGAGAUUGCGCGAGUAGAAGUGUCGCGGAUUUGUGUAGAGGUAUUUCAAGGCGAUUCCUGUUCUGCUCAGCUCUCUUACAGCGAGUUAGCGAGCAGAUCUUUGCAUCUUGCCGUGGCUCUGUGCCAACAGCAGGAGUUGCAACUUGCUACGCGACCUGUAACUUCUGAUGUAGCUAGAGGUGCAGUCUCAUUUUUUCGAGUUGGAAUCGAUUUACGACCGCAAUCUAUUCACUUCUUGCCUCUUCUUGUGGCAGUAAGCAGGACGGGCGGAACCGCCUGUCUGGUUCCAUGGGCUGCAGAUGGGCACGACUCAAAAAUGCGACAAAAAAUUAGCGAACGCAGAGAGCAGAUAAGGAAGGAACUGUUGUUGGAUAUCAACAUCACCCACGAAUGGUGCGAGCAAGCGCUAAAAACGUACCACAAAGACAAUUCGAGCCCGACCUCGUGUGGGAACACAGCUCGCGUUCUCGGAACAGUUGGUAUAGAAAAUCGGCUUCCUUUUUGUCUUGCGCAUACGAGCGGGACACGAGGUUCUGAGAAGUGUGCGGCCAUCACCCAUGCAAUGUUUGUGCACGAGUCGGAUCACUACCCGGCGCUUUUCUUUUCUGAUCUAGCCAGCGACAGGCACAGCCCAGAACGGCUCGCUUGCAGCCCGCAUACCUAUUGGGCUGCAAGCACACUUGGCCAAAUCAGCUUGGCUCUCGCGCUUCGUGGCACUUGUGUGUUUCUAAGCACUGCUCUCCCAGAAGAGGAGCUCCGCGGGUUGCACUCUGCGCGCGUCUCUAUCAUGGGCCUCGCUCCAGCCGCGUUCAAGCGCUAUCUUGCAGUCUGCGACAACAGUUUUAGAUGUUGCCGAAAACGCUACUUGCACGAUCUACAUACGCUGAUUUUCUGGGGAGAGGCCCUACCUCCUAGUUACGCCAAGGCGGUGAACGAGGUCGAAGGCGUUCGCACUCUGGAUCUGCUUACAGCAACAGAGUACUGGUUGUGUUUGGUCGCUGACUAUGAAGAAGGUCGAGAGUCUUUGUUUCGCAGUGCAGCGCCUCAGCUGGAUGCGAAAAUACUUGUCGAUGAGGAUGACACGGCGGGAAGACAUGGAGUACUGCAUGUAGCAGGCUCCCUUGUUUCUUCUGGGUAUUUCGAAGCCGACCGCAAGACUAUACUUCCUAACUCGUCCUCCUGGGUCCGUUUGUCGGACAAGUGCGAGCGCGUGCGGACGCUGGAAGGUGUGCCUGUUGCUCGAGGUAAACUACAAGAGCAGUUGUACUUCUGCACGGGGGACAGGGUCGAAAUCUGCGAAGAUGGACGACUGAGGCUCUGCGGCCGCGACAAUUUUCGGAUCAAGAUUCGGGGAGAAUACCUCGACCUGUCUCUGGUUCGAGACGAGAUCGCGCGAAAAACUGCGAGUCCCCAUAUGGACGUCCAACUUCUGCGGUAUUCGUAUAGACUUAGAUUGCGUAUUGAGAUGGCUUGAAAUACUCUCAAAAAUACUUUAAUAAAUGUUUCAUGACUGCAGCUGCACCUCCCCCUUCCCCUUUUAGCUCCUGUGUGUGCGUUAUUAACGCAGGGUAGAGGCAGUGAAAUUACAACAACCUGCAAGCAAGUCCAUUCAUCAUUAAAUAGUAAAAAACUUUUUACAAGAAAAAUGAAAAAUCAUGCAAGUAGAAGUAGUUGAUAGAAGAAUAUGCCUUCUGUCGUGGCGCUUACAAAUACAGGUCGAAUGAGCUUGCUCAACAAAAUAUGCAUUGUCCCUCUACGACCAAUCACCUCUUCACGUUUGACAUCCUGAUACGAACUUUGUUCGUCAGGUGCGACAGCACGUAUCACUUUUUCGUGGUCGAGCGAGAUGGCGUGGCGAUAAAUGCCACUAGAGAGGAGGCCGUGCCGCGCCUUGGAGGAUCCAACUUUGUUUCCGCCAUUCUGAAUCGGAUGCCUCGAGAUCCGGAUGAGGAGGAUCGGAUUCAGCUGCAUUUCCGCACAAAAGACCUACCGCGUUCGGUAGACGGGACGAAGCUCGCCGAAAAGGCACUGCGCGAAGAGUUGGUAGAGCAGACUGCGAAAGAGCGCCGCAUUGAAGAAUUCGAGGCGAGGCGGAAGGACGAUAGCAGAAGAAAUGGCAAGCGAAGCGCUGAAGUUUAUCCCUUGUACUGCCUGGCCAUGGCGGUGGUGACACGCGCGAUCGGCUCCCUGUUCGUAUAUGGAUUAUCUUCCCCUAUGAGCAGUAUUUGCAGCAUGGCUUUACUGCUCAAUAUUCUGGGUGAUGUCGCGCUGUAUUUUGUCCUGGUACCGAUCUUAAAUCGAUGGGCCCUCUGCAAACGGUGGGACCCAAGUGCGGAUCCGUACAUGAGAAAACCCGUCGGCCAUUUCCGAAGUUCUCUGGCCAACAGGAUGUAUCAUGACGAGCAAAGUUUCCCGUCACUUUCGUUGGUAAGCUUGUCGUGCGCAGUAGACUGCGCUGUUUACGAAAUGCACGCGGCAGACAGCUUUCUUUUGAUCAGCGGAUGGUCGCUGCAAGCGUGGGCAAUGGCAAAGUUGUUCCUUGGCUUCUGGUUGGUUCGUUCUCGUGGCUUGGCGUUGCUGAUGCUCGAGUGGCGUAUCAUCUCGAUUUACGCGAAAGACAAGCCGAACUGGUACCGUUUUUUCUCAAAGUUCGCCAUCAUCAAUCAUUUACAUAAGCGGAUAUUCUCAAGGUAGCUCUCGAGCUGAAUCAAGGACGCGAGUGAACAAUAUUCAUGUUUGUGUAGGUUGAGAUUUCUUUCAUCAUGUUGACAGGUACAAGCAGUGCUUGGAAAAGCUGGCGCACGCGGUUUGCAGACGGUUGAAGAAUAUUGAGCCCGCAGAUGGUAGUGAGAUGCAAGCCGCCCCUGACAUCAUCUGCCUUCGCGGGGCGGACGAACAGUUGCUGUCUGAGCAGGAGCAGUACGAAAAGUACUUUUUGGACAAUGAGCGUAUAUGCUUUGUCAUGUCGACCGAUCGAAGACAAAAACAAAUUGCGAAGUUUAUGGAAAUGAGUGAGCCAAUCUCGGGAGAAAUAGAAGCUGGACGUUGUGCAGGAUUGAUUCCGUUCGCCGAUCCUGAGGACCAUGCAGUCGCCGAAAUUUUAGAAAGGAGACUCUGCAGGAAAGUGUUCGUUGAAACGCGACUCUCGCAUCUCGACAGUCUUGACAGAGUGGCGCUCCUCAAUGAACUGCGAAAGAAGCUGGCGUGUUCCGUUCCUGCUGCAUUGGCAUUCCAAUGCGAAACGGCCGGCGAGAUGGUCGCUCUUGUACGGGAUUAUGCCAAAGAGGGAGCGCGAGAGGGUUUGGCCAAAACUCCGCUCCUUUUUCGAGACGCCUACGUGGGUGUUGAAGCGGGAACGGCUCAAGGAGGAUCAAUAGAGGUGAGCCAACUGGAGACCCAAGGCGCAGCUUUGUGGUUUGUUGCCGCACAAUGUAGACCUAUGGGCCUUUCUUACUACGAAAUUCAAAAUCCUCAAAAUUUCAAUCUUGAGCACUUCAACGCCGCGUUUUUUUGUUUACUGCAGCGCCACCCGCUUCUCAGGUACUUAUAAAUAUAUAAUUUUUCAUUCGUUAAUGUUCUUUCGACGCUUUUCGUGUUCAAGUUUUUUACUUACGGAAGCAUUGCCCUCCUCUAAGCGCGUAUGUUAAACCUGCGAGAAGAGUUUAUCUAGAAGUCUUUCCUUUCGCAGAAUACACGUCACAUUGAGAUUCAAAAGCAAAACAUGAACUCCCUGCAUUCUUCAGAGUCCGAAUGGACGAAGGCAUGGCAUACUUGCGGUUCGUCAGCGAGGCCGCACCUGUUGCGCUUUCCUUGGGUUGGUCGGGAUCUGCAUGGGAGAGCGUCUGGCCGCGGUGUCAUGCAGAUUCGAUCGAUGCAGACGGGAACCCGCCAAACUUGGUGCCGUGCCCGAUCAAGCUAAAUGCGAUGAAGGACUUCUUGGACCUUAUUCAACGAGGACAGGGAACCCCAGGUCAUUGGACGACAGGCGAGAACGGAUUGGAAAAAUGGCUGGCGGCUUCGGGUCGUGCGGCGCCUUUAAAGGUUGCGAUUAUAGCGACAAAAGACGAAAAAAGGGCCUUCGUGGUACUUUCCGCGAUACAUGCAAUCGCAGACGCUGUGACGAUGCAGACGCUGGCUACCGAUUUGUUCGAGAUGUAUCAGUCCCUCGUUUCUCGUGAAGCAGGUGCACUGGCUUCAGGAAUGCGAGACGGUUGUCGGGCCCAUUUGUCUACGCAGAUUCUGCAAGAGCGUCUGCUGACGACGCUGCGCGGAGACAUCGAAGUUCGCGGAAGUAGCCGUGUCUCCCUGCGCGGAUUCCAUGCAUAUAAAGGCAAGCGAUCGCUGUUUGCAACUCGACGCGAGUUACGCGUCCAAGGUGUAGCGCUGCAAGCGCUACGCCGGCUUGCAGAUGUUUACAACAUUCCGUUAGACCGCCUUCUGUUUGCACUGGCAGUUGCUGCUGAGCGUCGUGUUUCAAGACGCAAGGACCCGAUGACAUAUACACUUUAUGUACCGAUGCGGGACCAGGAGGGAACCACGGACGCCGUUGGGCUCUUCGUAGAUUUUCGAGAUCUCACCCUGUUUGAGUGA
This is a messenger RNA of Amoebophrya sp. A25, 8710 nucleotides long. Lineage: Eukaryota; Dinophyceae; Syndiniales; Amoebophryaceae. The record is from the annotation of a GenBank genome assembly.